AUGCUCACGGUCAAGCUCGCCAACAAGGAAAAAGAGGUGGAGACGCUGCGGUGCAAGCAAAACGCGGUUGAUACAGAAUUUGCAGGGCAGGAUCGCCAACUACGACAGCAACAGGAAGAACACGCGCGGGUUGUUAGUGAGCUGACGACGACGAACCAGGAGCUGCAGCGACAAGUGCAGCACCUGCAGAUUCAGAGCGAACGGCUACAAGCUGAUAGUGAGACUCAGCGCACAGCUGCACUUGAGCAAAGGAGACUACGCGAGAAGGAGCAAGCCCAAGCACGAUUAGAGAGCAAAACUCACCACCAAAUUGUAGACGAGCUUCGACGAGAGCGGGAGAAAAGCGUCAACGAUCGAUACGCUCUGGAAAACAAGCUGCAGCGACUCCUCCAAGACCAUCAAAGCGAAGCCAACGUGGUUGCUCAGUUCGAAUCGAGGUGCAGCCAACUUGAAAACGAAAUUCAAGAAUCUCAGCAAAUUUGUCAACAGCUUCGCGAGGCUCUUGUUAGUGAGAGACAGAAGCGUGCAGAAGCUGAAAGGUUAUCAAAGAAGUUCGAAGAGGAAAAGGCUGCUCUUGAGGACAAGCAGCGAGCGUUGAUGAAGGUA
Messenger RNA from Phytophthora sojae, 606 nucleotides. RefSeq lists its product as hypothetical. The annotation marks the transcript as partial. The transcript has 4 exons. The record is from RefSeq and is a predicted model, not a curated record. NCBI's taxonomy places the organism in Eukaryota, Oomycota, Peronosporomycetes, Peronosporales, Peronosporaceae.